This is a messenger RNA of Pollicipes pollicipes, 1254 nucleotides long. Its product is annotated as protein CDV3 homolog. The transcript is spliced from 4 exons. The record is from RefSeq and is a predicted model, not a curated record. Gene Ontology annotation, cellular component: cytoplasm. Lineage: Eukaryota; Metazoa; Arthropoda; Thecostraca; Pollicipedomorpha; Pollicipedidae. Bases 66 to 872 code for a protein of 268 amino acids.
UGCGCGAUUUGCGAGAGUUGUGAGUGGAAGGAGCGUGGUGCAUAAGGACCAAAAGGCGUGCAGCCAUGGCUGACCUCGCUGAUUUCUUCGCAAAGAAAGAUAAGAAAAAGACUAAGCCGAAGAAGUUUGUCCCUGAAGACAUGGGUAAAAAGCUUGAAGAGGCUGAAAAGAAACAACAGGAAAGGGAGCGCCGGGAGGAGCUCAAACGAGAACAUCUGCGGGAGGAGCAGCUGGAAAUAGAUGACCCCAAUCACAAAAAGGAGCCGGCCGACGAGUGGCAGGACGAGGAGGAGGCGACGGUGGACCUGUCCGACCUCAACAUCCAGCAGCUGGAGCAGCCGGAGGCGGGCAGGGCCGAGGGCGAGGUGGGCCCGCUCGACGCCGAUGGCAACCCCACCGGCGCCCAGGGCAGCGCCUGGGGCUGGCAGAAGACAGAGGCCAGGGACCAGUCACCGGAGGAGCGCGAGCCGGAGCCAGUGAAGCCGCCCGAGCCGGUGGCGGCGCCCGAGCCGACCAAGGCUGCGGCGGCGUCCACCAGCAGCGUCGGCUACGUGCCGCCGCACCGUCGCAACAUGCCGGCGGCGUCGGCGACGCCCAGCGGGCCGCUGGCGCCGACGCGACUCGGCGCCACCCGUAGCUGGCGCAACAAGGCGCCCGACAUCAGCAGCGACGAGGCGUUCCCCACGCUCGGCGCCGCCGUCGAGGAGACGGCGCGGGGCGCCUGGGGACAACGGGGCGCCAGCAGGCCGGCCGGUCAGGACUUCCAGCGCGUGCGGCAUGGCAACACCUCAGGGCAGGACUCGCGGUUACAGGCGCCCAAGCUCAGCCUAGGCAACCAAUUCGACGCCCUCCAACUGAACGACGCCUACUAACGCCAGCCACGGCCUGUAUGGCGCGCGGGCGCGCGGCGACGAGGCGAGCGCCGCGCGCCGCGCGUCGCCCAUUUCGGAACAGACGGGCAGUGCGACGGCGGCGGCGGCAGGGGAGUGCUGACGCCUGGUGGCGGGGCGCGUCGCCGCCGGCCGCCGCCGCGGUGGACAGACGGGACAGGUGUGAUAUGGUGCGAGGUGAAUGGGCGGAAGCGGUGCGGCGGGCCGGGCUGCGCGCUCGCCGCCCGCCGGCCCGCCCCGCUGCCGUUUUUACUCCCUUGGGUUACAGACCAGUGUAAUGGGACGAGUAACGCUGUAAAUUUAGGUUCGGCGAAUACAUGCUCUUAUAAAGCCUGUUAUCGUAAUAAAAUUAUUCGUUUUAUGA